GAGGACGAUGACACCGAAGACCUUGCCACGUCUCGCUUAGAACCGACAAGCACUGCAGAGAAGUCUGAUAUCUUCAAAAGCUUUGCAUCUGAGGAGCAUAAGCUUACACUCAUUGUCCGCACUGGUAGGCCCGAUGUAGACGUGUCUUCUCAUGCAGCUGACACAAAUAGACCUGAAGAUGACGAAGGGAAAAAUGGCUGCCCAAGCUGGACAUGCGACUUUGGCUUGCUAUAAACGCGCAGAGAAGAUCAUGCCCCAGACGGUACGGCGCUGGGAGAAGUCUGGCCAAGCCAAAAUUGCACUCAGGGUUGAAUCUGAGGAACAAUUAGAGGUCAUGCAAGCGACUGCAAUGAGCCUUGGACUUGUCGCAGAAAUCAUCCACGACGCUGGGCGAACUCAGAUCGCAGCAGGUUCCAGUACAGUGCUGGGAAUCGGACCAGGUCCAAAGUCUCUGAUUGACCAGGUGAGUGGGUCCUUAUCCCUGUUGUAA
Protomyces lactucae-debilis is the source of this 490-nucleotide messenger RNA. Its product is annotated as peptidyl-tRNA hydrolase. The record is from RefSeq and is a predicted model, not a curated record. Bases 152 to 490 code for a protein of 112 amino acids. The transcript has 3 exons. Gene Ontology annotation, molecular function: peptidyl-tRNA hydrolase activity. NCBI's taxonomy places the organism in Eukaryota, Fungi, Ascomycota, Taphrinomycetes, Taphrinales, Protomycetaceae. Gene Ontology annotation, cellular component: mitochondrion; cytosol.